Molecule: messenger RNA, 554 nt
Organism: Ostrinia furnacalis (Asian corn borer)
Lineage: Eukaryota; Metazoa; Arthropoda; Insecta; Lepidoptera; Crambidae
Exons: 2
Coding region: 100-363 (87 amino acids)
Biological process (GO): 2-oxoglutarate metabolic process
Source: RefSeq, a predicted model, not a curated record
UACAACAACUGUCAAUUUGUCAAAAACAAAAGUCAAGCAAAUUUUGCAAAAUUACUAAAUAAAAAAUAAAAUAUCAGCCUACACCGGCGAAAUAUCAUCAUGGUACGAGCUACAUUGGUACUCGCUCGCAUCCCUGUGAUCAAAUUCCGCAAAGGCGGCGCAGGGGGACCGGCGGGCGGGCAGGCAUCGUGUCCUGCUGCCGCGGCGCCCGCGGCUGCACAACCACAACCCCAGCAAAGUCAACCAGCAGCAGCCAUGAGCACGGGAGCCGCCAUUCCAGACAUUGACCUCCCAGCGCGCUAUCAAAGACAACCACUAUCACAGGAAGAAAUUGACCACAUCAAUGGCGGAGGAAUAGUGUAGUCUCUCAUCAUACAAAUAUUGUAGAUACAGUUUACAAAUGUAGAUUUUUGAAAUAUUUGACAGUAUUUAUUUAUUUAUUUAGUUCUAGCUCUUUUUUCGUUGGAUAUUUGUUGAAUUUGUUUGAAUUAGCAUCGCAUUUAAGACACGGUCUACCAUGUAGAGGGUGGUAAUUAUAGUAUUGACCAGAACAA